Messenger RNA from Triticum urartu, 1028 nucleotides. NCBI's taxonomy places the organism in Eukaryota, Viridiplantae, Streptophyta, Magnoliopsida, Poales, Poaceae. The record is from RefSeq and is a predicted model, not a curated record.
CGCCCUCGAUCGACAGCACCCUUUCCUAGCUAGAACCCUAGCAGUAGAUCGGGCAGCCGCCGACCGGGAUGGAGGGGCUCGACGUCGACGACGUCUUCCACCACUACCGGCUGAGCCCUACGGAAGUGGACGCCGUCACCUACUACCUACCACGCCUCCUCUCCGGCGAGACGCUGCACGGCGUCGACAAGCUCAUCCACCGCGCCAACAUCUCCGGCUGCGAGCCCAAGGAUCUGGCCGCCCGGUACGCGCCCGUGCCGCAGGCCGUGAGCAGCGGCGACCGGUUCUUCUUCACCACGUGCAAGAGCAAGAACGGGAGCAAGUACCAGAGCGUGCGCGGCGCCGGCACCGGCACGUGGACCAUCCAGAAGACCACGGAGAUUUGCCACGCGGGAGUCAAGGUCGGCGAGGUCAAGAACCUGUCCUUCAAGAAGAAGGGCAAGUCCACGGGCUGGGUCAUGGAGGAGUACCGGUGCCUGCUGCCGGAGGCCACCGUCAGCGACGGGGUGAAGGUCUUCUGCAAGAUGCACUUGGCUCAGCAUGCCCCUGACGCGGCCCGACAGGAAUCGGAGGCGUACAAGCUUCAACAACCGCAACCGGAGGCCGUGACCCAGAGCACGCACGCGCAGAAGAGGCCAGCGACCGCUGCCGCCGCCGAGCCUCAUCCGGCGAGCCCCAAGAAGAGGAUGCGCGGUGCCGUCCCGGUCCCGGCACCUGCCACAUCGUCGUUCACCGCUGCAGCACCGGUUUUCUUGCCGGAUGAAUACGUACGUGAAGCUGCUGAAGCUGACGACGACAUGGCCCGGUUUCUGUUGCACCAAUCAAGCAGAAGAGUCGACGACGACAAGUCAUCCCUUGCCAAGACGGGCGGACUUUACAAGCCGCCGCCGCCGAUCAUCUUCCAUGAUACAUUUGAAGCAGCAUGGAAGGCCGAAGAGGCGCUGGAGAAGGAGAAGAGGUGCAAUGCCGCGGCCAAUCUUCACGCUGGAGGGCACAGCAACUUCUUCUCGCCUGCAAGUGUCUACUAA